AGAAGUGGCUGUGUUUUGUUAUUGGUGUGCCAGUAUAAAAGUGUGAUGAGGAAGUGUGAAGCAAGGGAGAUGUGAUGAGUGUGAACAGGGGCUUAAUCACUUUUGAAUUCUCAGAACAUUGAUUAUUCUCUUUCAACCAAAAUAACCACAUCUGUACUUACACAAGGGAUUUUGGUCAAGAAAACAAGUUAAAGACUAUGGAUCCACAGAAAACAACUGAGGUGGAAAUGGCAGAGCUCACUUCGGCAAAAGAAAAAGAUAAUACAGAUGCAGAGAAAAACAAAGUGGAGGGAACAAAAGAACCUGAGAAUAAGGAAGAAAAGAAGGAAAAAGAAAUAAAGAGUGAAGGUAAUUUGUACAGCACACUGAAUGCUCCAACAGAAGAUGUUGAUAAGGAUUCAAAGACUACUUCCUCUCCCAAAGGAAGUGAAGAAGCUCAGAAAAAAGCUGAAGGAAAAGAAAAGGACAUAAAAGAUGAAAAAACUAAUGUGUACAGCAAACUGAAAACUCCAACAGAAGACGUUUAUAAUGUUUCAAAGCCUUCUUCCUCCUCCAAACGGAAAGAGGAAGAAAAUGUAAAAGAAGAAGAUGAAGAAACUGAUCUGUACUGCAAACUGAACAUACCAUCAGAAAAUGUUUAUAUGUCUGCAGGGACCAAUUCCAGGGACAAGGAAGAUGUUUACAGGAAACUUCAACUGUACAGGAGGAUUUCUGUUUUUUUCCUGGUUCUCACUUUGCUCUUACUGGCUGUGGUUCUUGGUCUGGCUAUGAAGUUAAGUGAAACUAAGUCCAUCCCGAAGUGUCCAGAUCACCCAAGUGACCACAAGAAGCCCAUUUAUCCUGUGAGCCAAGGGUAUCAGUGCUCUGAGUGUAGGAAGGACUGGAUUAGGGUCAACACCUCCUGCUACUUCUUUUCCAAGGAGCGUCAAAACUGGCAUGAGAGCAGGGAGGCGUGUCAGAAACAGGGUGGCGACCUGGUUGUUAUAGACAAUGAAAAUUCGCAGGUAUUUCAAUCUUAUGCUCGGGGCCUACUGUACUGGAUUGGACUGCAUUAUUCAGAAAAUAAGUGGAUGUGGGUUAACAAUACCACACUAACCAAGAGCUACUGGAACCCGAGAUAUCCAAACCCAGUCACCCAGGGCAACUGCGCACUGCUAAAAGGACAUUUGCCUUACAUGACCAACUGGAUUGUAAACCCUUGUUACUUGUCCUCACAUUACAUCUGCCAGAAACGUUUAAAAGUGGAAGGGUGAUCUACUAUAACCAUAAUAUAAAUCUGCUACAUUUGCCUUGAUCAUCUUUGUACUUCUUUACUUUUACAAUUGCAACUUUUACAAUUUCAGUUCCUAAAUGGCAACAAAUACAGAAUUAGUAUAUAAAUUGACAUUGUUUCAUGAUACGUAGUCAAAUAGACAACAGUAAGAAAAUGAGACUUGCUCAGUGUAUUUGUUGAAAAUGACUGUCUCUUUUACUUAAAAAUUGUAAUCAUUUUAUUAUCCUCCUACAAAAUCAAUUUGCAGUUCUUUAAGACCUUACUUGACCUGGAAUGUUUGCUAAAUGUAUUACAAAACUAAAUGUAUACCUACUGUAACUAACUGUCUUUAUAUGUAGCAAAUAUUGUAUUGUUUAAAUGAAUUAAAUGCAAAAUAUAUUUUUGUUUCUCCUAGUAUUCACUCAAUAAAAUACUGAAAUUAUUAAGUUGUACACAAUCAGUAUACUUCCAUGAUCAUGGUAUUUCAUCUCUCAGACUGAUCUCGUCUUUGUGUAAAGCUGCUUUGGGACAAUGGCAAUUGUUAAAAGCGCUAUACAAAUAAAAUUGAAUUGAACUGAA
Messenger RNA from Clarias gariepinus (North African catfish), 1831 nucleotides. Its product is annotated as natural killer cells antigen CD94-like. The transcript has 10 exons. The record is from RefSeq and is a predicted model, not a curated record. NCBI's taxonomy places the organism in Eukaryota, Metazoa, Chordata, Actinopteri, Siluriformes, Clariidae. Bases 198 to 1253 code for a protein of 351 amino acids.